UCUAAUUCAGACUCUGUGGAGCAAAAAACAGCACUGUUGCAAAACUAGAAACAACCUUAGAUGCUAGUGCUUGAUACUGGAUAUUUGAUGCAUAACAUACCUCUGCAGUUGUAAGAUCUGAGCCAUGGGAAUAAUCGGUUGUCAAAGCAAUGGAUCCAUGGAUGAUACCAAGUUCAGCAAACCCAUGCCAUGGAUCGGCAUAUACAUAGCAGCAGCAUCUCUUGCUUGCCUCAUAGCAAUAGCUGCAGAUCUCGUACAUGGAAUCCGUGGUCGAAAGCUUUGGUUCCCUUGCAAAUUCUUCUGCCUCAACGCCACUUCCUUGGCCCUUAUAGCUGUUGCAGUGAAGUUAUCGGUGGAUCUCAACACCCCCAUGCCUCACCGCAACGAUCAGCUUUCAAAACUCAGCAGCAGCGCCUUGAUCUGCACAAUCAUGGCCAAUUCCAUGCCCACUCUCGGCAUCACGGAGAACAAAGACACCAUGAUGAACCUCAUGGCCAUGGCCAUCCUCGUUGUCACCAUGAUUGUCAACAUCUGCAUCCAGUUUGUUACCGGCGUUAUCUAUGUCUUCUGGGUGGAACAUGGUGUCAUCAUGCUCAUCAUGCUCAUUUUGUUGAUGACCAUGACCUCCUCAGCCAUAAGUAUUCCAAAGAUGAAGCACUAUUUUGAGCUGAAGUAUAAGAUGAAUGAAGAGGCACUUAAGGAAAGUUCAACCCUAUUUAGGGAGGAGGAGAAUCAAAUCGUGAACAGACUCAGAGAUCAACUAAUGAAAUUUUGGAUGAUGACUCACACAAGCAGCCCUCAAUUUGUUCUUGGAAGGUCAGUGACUUGUACUGCCUCUGGUGGGUUCUGUCUUCUGAGUACCUUGACAUUAGUUGAGGCCAUGCUUAGGUCUUACCUUAUGCCAUGGUCGUUUGAGUUUUGCACCGGUGACUGUGACUACAAGUGGUCCAUCAUCUUGAUUCUCGUAGUUCAGGUUGCUGCGGUGGUGUUCGGUACUAUUGCUCCUGCUUUUAGAUGGUUCGUUGUCAUAAGUUAUAGGUGCCCAAGUGCGAGGAAUGGGAGCUGCAAGAGAAAGUUUCACGUAGAAGGGUACUGGACCACAAAGCUAGUGAAUAUCAAAGAAAGUCCUCUUGGUUUUCGAAUUCAUAAUAGGCACUACAGAAAGCUGGCUCAUGAUGCAAAACUACUUCUAUUGUGUUUCUGUAUUAAACUUCAGGUGGGGAUUGUGCUGAUGUGUAAAGCCACUCAAUACGUUUCGAUAUACCUGAUGUGCUGGAUCUUGACGUGUUAUGAUCAUUGCAAGAAGUUGAAAUCCAAAUUUGUUUCUAGUGUCUCAAGGGUUAGCUCGGGAACAGAGUCAAGGCCUGGCCCAAAGCUUGAUUUGAGGCGUUUUGUUUUGCAUCUUGAAGGUGAGGAAGAAUUCGUUGAGGUGAUGAUGAAUCAUAAUCGUGAUGCCACUAAUCACUGGGUUGAAGUAGGAGAAAAGAAGCAGCCAAAACUUCUCAUUGAAUUAUUGGAGAAGUGUUCUUUCUUGCAAGGGUUCAAGGGAGUUGGAGCAUUUGACAGUGACCAAAUUCUUUCUUUACAUGCAGUAGAAGCUCCCCAUAAUUGGUCACUUCCUCUGGUGACACUAGCUAGCAUUGCAGUGGCCCUUCCAAACAUCAAUAGGAGUUCAGUCAAAAAAUUGAUUAGUACAAUAAAUGAAGGGCUACCCUUUGUAAAGUUCAUAGAAAAUAACCUUGACAAAGAAAGAGAUUUGUUUAAACUCGGAAAGGCUGCAGAAAUUGUGUGGCUUGGAGUUGAUCUAUAUGGCAAGUGGCUAGAUGUGGAUCUUCGUGAGCUCUCACUUCAAGAUAAGUGCCCCAAAGAGACACUUGAGAAACUAGCUGAUGCUGCAAAAAUCAGUUAUGAGAAAUUUAAAGUCAAAUAUAAGCACAUAUGCAUAAAGUUAAGCCCUUCAUUAUGGCCCAGCAAAGUAUCGGCAUCUCACACUAUGUACAGAAUAUGCAAAACUGCUCUCUUAAAUCAUGAACUCAUAAGAGACAACACGAAUGAGAGGUUGUUCGAAGCACUUACACUGAUGAUUUCUGAUAUAUUGGGUGCAUGUCUCACCAACUUACCCCUUGUUAUAUCCAACAAGUGUUUGAAUAGCACCAUUGAAGAGAGGGAGGAUACUGUAAGACAUGCGGUUUACAUUCUUGGUAAGACCAAGAAGAUUAUAGAAAUGCUAGAAAAGAGAGCAUUUCCCCACGUGGAUUUCUGCCGAGGGACGUUCAUUGAAGAUUGGCGUUUAAUGCAUAAGCAAAAGAGUCUUUUGUACUUUGUUCCAUCUUCACCGGAGAAUGACACAUAUACAUCUCCUCACAAAUCAAGUGAUUUUUACCUAAAUAUUGACUAAACGCCAGAGCAGAGGUACUGGUGAUUUACAAUUUUGUAUAUUGUUGCUGGAAAAGCUUUCAGAUUUUGCUUGAUGUAUAAAGUUUAGGUAAACUAGGAUAAUUUAGGUGUAACAGAAGCAUUAAAAAAAAUUGUAGAGUAAAUCACUAGUUUUUGUUGGAGUACCAUGUAUAAAUUGUAAGUCUUGAACAAUUUUUUUUUCAGGUAACUAUAUUAUUAGUAUCAA
Messenger RNA from Cajanus cajan (pigeon pea), 2623 nucleotides. RefSeq lists its product as uncharacterized. Lineage: Eukaryota; Viridiplantae; Streptophyta; Magnoliopsida; Fabales; Fabaceae. The record is from RefSeq and is a predicted model, not a curated record.